Molecule: messenger RNA, 2801 nt
Organism: Chlamydomonas reinhardtii
Lineage: Eukaryota; Viridiplantae; Chlorophyta; Chlorophyceae; Chlamydomonadales; Chlamydomonadaceae
Exons: 18
Coding region: 96-2141 (681 amino acids)
Molecular function (GO): protein binding
Source: RefSeq, a predicted model, not a curated record
AAUUACAUUUGACUUUUUCGUUUAAGCCUCACUGUUGAACCUAAGGCGUGUAUUGGUGUAAGAGCACGCUCGCCCUGCCAGGGCUCCCGGCGAGCAUGGCGGGACACACGUCGACAGCCACGCUCAAGGCCAUUGUGUCCGCUAGGUCCUCGGGGACGUUAACACUCACAGGGCGUGGCCUAACCCAGGUCCCAUCUGCGGUGUACAACUUGGAGGAGCAACUGCCGGGGCACGAUGCCAAGUGGUGGGAGGUGGCAGAAAUGUACAAAGUUGAUCUGAGCCGCAAUGCCAUUACCUCGUUGCCGCCGGAGCUGGGGGUGCUGACCACCCUGACCCACCUGGACGUCAGCCACAACCAGCUGGCUGCGCUGCCGGAGACGUUAUCCAUGCUGGUCGGGCUCAAGCUGCUGGACGUGUCCAACAACCGGAUAGAGGAGCUGCCAGCGUCUCUGGCGGCGCUGCCAGCCUUGGCAGCGCUGCACGCCGGCAAGAACGCCCUGUCACUGCUGCCGCCCGGGGUGGGCGGGCGCCAGCAGCCGGCGCUGGCGCUGCUGUCUGCCCCCGACAACCGGCUGGUCGAGCUGCCGCCGGGGCUCAGCGAGGCAGCCAGCCUCACCAAGCUGGACCUGUCGGGCAAUGCGCUGGCGGAGCUGCCUGGCUACAUACUGCCGGGGCUCAGCUCCCUGACGGACGUGGACCUGUCCCGCAACCGGCUGCGCGGCGAGCUGGGUCGCGAGGUGGGUCUGCUGCGGCGCGUGCGGACGCUCAACCUGCGCGACAACCGGCUGACGUCGCUGCCGCCCACCGUGGCGGGCUGCAGCGGCCUGGUGGAGCUGUUCCUGGGCCGCAACCAGCUGUCCUCCGUCCCUCCGGAGCUGGGCAUGUGCGCCGGCCUGCGCACCCUGGAGCUGCGCGACAACAAGCUGACCGGCAUCCCGGCAGAGCUGUGCGAGCUGCAACUAGGCCUGUUGGACUUGAGCAACAACGACCUGAGGUCCCUGCCCCCAGAGCUGGGCUCCAUGUCCAGCCUGCGCUCGCUGCCGCUGGACGGCAACCCGCUCAAGUCCAUCCGGCGCGAGGUGGUGGCUGGGCCCAUCAGCCAGCUGCUCAAGCACCUGGCCAGCAGGCAGGCGGGCGAGGAGGGCGCGCCGCCGCCCGGCGGGCCGCCCGGCCGCCUGGGCUCCAUGAAUCAGGGCGCGGCGCGGUCAGGGAACGUGUUCGGGGUGAACGAGGCGGAGCUGGCCGCCGACGUGGCGCGCAAGCUGAGGCUGGGCGGCAUCGCGGCGGCGCAGGCGGCCGCGCAGGCGGCGCCGCCGCAACCCUCCAGCAGCCAGCAACCAGGCGGCGGGCCGCGCUCACGUGGCGGCAGCGCGGGCGCGGGCGGCGGGCCUGGCGGAGGCGGGUCGCGGGGCGAGUGGAACAGCGCCGCCGCGCCGCCGGAGUCGCGCGGGGGUGCGGAGCUGAUACUGACCAAGGCAGGGCUGCGGGAGGUGCCGCGAGAGGUAUGGGACGCCGGGCCCAGCCUGACAAAGCUCGACCUCAGCGGCAACCCGGUGCCGCUGCUGCCGCCCGAGGGCCUGGCCCGGCUGCCGGGGCUGCGCGGCCUGCACCUGAACGCCAUGGGGCUGUCCGCCUGGCCGCUGCCGGCCCUGAACGGCGUGCUGCCCAACCUACACGAGCUGCAGGUGUGUAACAACCCGCCGCUGCGCCAGCUGCCGCCCUACCCCUUCAUGGCAUGCCCCAACCUCGUCCGCCUGGAGCUGGCAGGUAUCCCGGGCGUGUGCACAUUGCCACCCGGGACGUUCGCGGUGCUGACGGCGCUUGAGGCGCUGGACCUGAGCCAGACCGGCAUUGGCAUCUUCCCGCCCGAGCUGCUACAGGCCCCUCGCCUGCGCCUGCUGAACCUGGCGUCCAACCGGCUGGAGGUCCUGCCAGCGGAGGUGGCGGCAAUGGCUAGGUUGGAGGAGCUGAACCUGGCCAACAACAACCUGGCCACCCUGCCGCCGCAGCUGGGGCUGCUGGCGCCCGUGCUGCGCAGCCUGGGGCUGGAGGGCAACCCGCUGCGGUCCAUCCGGCGGCCCAUCCUGGAGCGAGGCACGCCGGCGGUGCUGGCCUACCUCAAGGACCGCAUCCCCGCAUGACCACCGACGUGAUUGUCCCUCGUGGCUUGUGACGCUGAACGCGUUACAUUGUGUGCGACAGUGGACGUAUAGGGGUGUGCUCGGGCGGAUUCAGGGCCGCUUCAGCAGGGCGUGCGAAUGCGUUUGCUAGAGCCGAGAGGUACUUACAGCUGUAGAGCGGCGGAGACUUGAAAGGGCGAGAGCGUGAGCGGGCGUCUGCGGAUGAGUCUUGGGAUGGGCGUAAGCAGGACGGAAGAGGAGCAACAACCUGUUUGCACUGAGCGGCGGCCGCAAGCUUAAAGCAGACCAGGGCGGACCGGAGUUUUGGGCUUGACAAUGUCGCUACCGCAAGUCCGUAACGUCCGGCCAACAUGCCGUCGGCGGUAUGUACCGUAUACUUGAAUCCCUGUGCACUCGGGUUGUCUCCUCUUGCAACGCAAACAUGUUUUCCGUUAUUCCCUACUUGUUAUGUCCUUCUUGUACGUGAGGUCGUGAGCCGAGCCGCCCGAGCGCCCGAGCACAGCACCCCUACCGGAGCAGACAGCAAGACUGGGAGGAGGCAUACUUGCGCAGCUGAUUCAGGCUGGUUUCCCUGGGGCCGAAGUCAUGCCAAGCGGUCCUCGAGUCGCAGGGGGACCGCACCAGCCACCAGAGAUGCAGUGACGACAGUCACAGGUACAG